UUAGGAGUUGAAGUAGGAAGGGAGCAAGCAGGCCGAUGGCGCAAAGGUACGACGAGCUGCCCCACUACGGCGGCAUGGAGGGGGUGGGCAUCCCCAGCACCAUGUACGGGGACCCCCACGGCGCCCGCCCCAUGCAGCCCGUGCACCACCUCAACCACGGCCCGCCGCUCCACUCGCACCAGUACCCGCACGCCGCGCACGCCAACGCCAUGGCCCCCGCCAUGGGCGCCUCCGUCAACGACGCCCUCAAGAGAGAUAAGGAUGCCAUUUACGGACACCCCCUGUUCCCUCUUUUAGCACUGAUUUUUGAGAAAUGUGAAUUAGCUACGUGCACGCCCAGGGAGCCCGGGGUAGCGGGAGGCGAUGUUUGCUCCUCGGAGUCUUUCAAUGAAGAUAUUGCAGUGUUCGCCAAACAGAUACGAGCAGAAAAACCCCUAUUUUCUUCUAAUCCCGAACUGGAUAACUUGAUGAUUCAAGCCAUACAAGUAUUAAGGUUUCAUCUGUUGGAAUUAGAGAAGGUACACGAAUUAUGUGACAAUUUCUGCCACCGGUAUAUUAGCUGUUUGAAAGGAAAAAUGCCUAUCGAUUUGGUCAUAGACGAUAGAGAGGGCGGAUCAAAAUCGGACAGCGAAGACAUAACAAGAUCAGCGAAUCUAACAGAUCAGCCCUCCUGGAACCGCGACCACGACGACACGGCGUCGACGCGCUCCGGCGGCACGCCGGGCCCCUCCAGCGGCGGCCACACGUCGCACAGCGGCGACAACAGCAGCGAGCAAGGUGACGGCUUGGACAACAGUGUAGCUUCCCCCAGCACAGGUGAUGAUGAUGAUCCAGAUAAGGACAAAAAGCGACAUAAAAAGCGUGGCAUCUUUCCCAAAGUAGCCACAAAUAUCAUGAGGGCAUGGCUGUUCCAGCAUCUAACACACCCUUACCCCUCAGAAGAACAGAAAAAGCAGUUGGCACAAGACACAGGGCUCACUAUACUGCAAGUGAACAACUGGUUUAUUAACGCGAGAAGAAGAAUAGUUCAGCCCAUGAUAGACCAGUCCAACCGAGCAGUGAGCCAAGGAACGCCGUACAACCCCGACGGGCAGCCCAUGGGCGGCUUCGUGAUGGACGGGCAGCAGCACAUGGGCAUCAGAGCGCCAGGACCCAUGAGCGGAAUGGGCAUGAAUAUGGGCAUGGAGGGGCAGUGGCACUACAUGUAACCGCCACCGAGGGCACCAGUG
Nothoprocta perdicaria is the source of this 1229-nucleotide messenger RNA. RefSeq names its product Meis homeobox 1 (gene MEIS1). Gene Ontology annotation, biological process: positive regulation of transcription by RNA polymerase II; positive regulation of cell population proliferation; angiogenesis. The record is from RefSeq and is a predicted model, not a curated record. Bases 36 to 1208 code for a protein of 390 amino acids. Gene Ontology annotation, molecular function: RNA polymerase II cis-regulatory region sequence-specific DNA binding; DNA-binding transcription activator activity, RNA polymerase II-specific. The transcript has 12 exons. NCBI's taxonomy places the organism in Eukaryota, Metazoa, Chordata, Aves, Tinamiformes, Tinamidae.